AUGGAGGCGUCCGUCCCCGUGGGAGGUGUCACGGUGGCUCUCCUCUGCUGCUGCCUGCUGAGCUCUGCGGCAGGGGUCAGCGCCUCGCGGGUGUUGGGGAACGGAGCGGGCGUUUACGGUCAGAGCAGGGGGGGUGAGGCCAGGGCAGAGCUGGGCACAGCCAGGGUGACUCCCAAAGCCAGGCCCUCACCUUGCUGGGGCACCCCCAGGACCCCAACUCCUGCUCUACACCCCUCACGAGUCUCCCAUCCACCCACCCAGAACGUGGAUGGGGGUCCAGGUCUCCUCUCCGGGUCUGGAGCUGGAAGUGUUCCCAUUGACAGUGGGCAGACCAGGCAGAGCAAACCCCCUCCAUUCUCGCUCCUUCUCACUCCCAAAACUGUUUCCUCGUCCCAGCUCCAAAUUCCUUGGAGCAUCUCAGCCCAGAACAUCCCAAAAGACGUGUGGUGUGACCAGGAGGCUGAAGGUGUCCCAGGCAGCACCAUCUGCCCCACCCAGCUCCAGGCACUGGGCACCCACUGCCUUGCACCCACUUUGACCGAGGGGUCACUUGGGUUUUGCUCGGGGCAGGUGGACCCUGACGACGUUCUCACCAAAGAAGAGCAGAUCUAUCUGCUGGUGGAAGCCAAGGAGAAGUGUCAGAGGGACAUCAAGGCCCAGCUGGAGAAGAGCAGAGACACCAGCUGCCCUCCGGAGUGGGACGGGAUCAUCUGCUGGCCACGGGGCUCCCCCAGCCAGGAGGUGUCGGUGCCCUGCCCCGACUACAUCUACGACUUCAACCAUAAAGGUGAGUGCUUGAACCUCACCUCGGGGACGAUCCAGGGAGCAGGGACGUGUCAGGGCAUCCCCCGGGUGGGUCCUGCCGCUGUCCCAGCGCCCUUUGCCGUCCCCAGGUCACGCCUACAGGUACUGCAGUGCCUACGGCACCUGGGC
Molecule: messenger RNA, 933 nt
Organism: Myiozetetes cayanensis
Lineage: Eukaryota; Metazoa; Chordata; Aves; Passeriformes; Tyrannidae
Exons: 3
Biological process (GO): adenylate cyclase-modulating G protein-coupled receptor signaling pathway
Cellular component (GO): plasma membrane
Molecular function (GO): peptide hormone binding; G protein-coupled peptide receptor activity
Source: RefSeq, a predicted model, not a curated record